AUAUAAUAUUAUUUAUUAUUUAUAGACAAAAUAAUUUACAAAUAUAUCUUGUUAAUGGUUUGGAGUUUCUUUAGUGAGUUUUUCUUUAGUGCCAACUAGUGCACAACAGCCACCUGCAACCAAGCCACCACCAGCUACCAUCACUGCCUCUCAGUCUGUAUUGACAACCAAGCCCCUGGAGAGCCCUGUAGAGAGUCGCUAGAUGUGGGCCAUGGCACGACAGUUAGACUGCCACCAGCUACCACAAUUGUCCCUUUGCGGACAACCAAGCCCCCUGGAGAGCCCUGUUAAGGGUCGUUAGAUGUGGAGCAACCUUCUGCCUUCACAGAAUUGAUGAAGCCCACAGUAACAGAAUUUCCCUUCAUCGAGAGCUGGCGAGCCUGUGUGCCAGAGGUGGACCAGCAGUGGAUUUCUAAAUCCCUGUUCACUUACAGCAGUAAGGGCCACCCAGAGCUGGAUGACAGAAAGCUAGAUGGCUUUUGAUAUUACCCUCCUAAGCCCCAGCCACUACCAAACCAAAAGCCAAGGCUUGACAGAUAUUUCGGACUUCGGCUGUUCCUAUGGAUCCCACAGCGGUUAUGCAGGAUGGCGCUGACCUGUCCCUUCUGCAGGGUGACCCAUCUUACCAAGCAGGGUCUGUACCGGUUGACCAGGAUGGUGCUGGACAUAGAUUCUUUUUAAUUCUUGCAACUGAGAAUUUGCACUGUAUCAAGUGCAAGAAAAAUCAGAUAGGCUGGAGUGAUGCCAUAUUGGACCAGCUGGAUCCGGCUACCAGGUCUUUGUUUCCGGUACAGAUGAUGUACCAUAGCGCAUGUGACAAUCGUGUCAUUUACUUGUUGCGCCAGAGAGGCUUAGGUAACAGUCCUACUCAGCUGCAGAAGCAGAGCACGGAGCUGCACAAUUUACGUUGGACAAAGCAAGAACUGCAGUACAUGAGCGACUGUGCUUUGUACUGCAAGUCGGUGCAGUCUAGGUUAAUUCUGACAACUUUCGAAGAGCCGCCCCCACACUACCCAUUACCAACAUACCAGUGGUUUCUUCCUGUUUAUCAGCAGGAGGUUUUAUCUCGGUCGGAAGAGGUCAAGGCGGCAGUGACAUCCAUCUUUGGUCGGGUAUUAAAGAUGGACUCUACUAAGAAGGUAACCAAGAAGCUGGCGGGUAAAGCUGCUCGGACAGCUGCGUGGUCCACUUACCUGGGUAAUGAGUAUGGCCAGGUACUCAUGAGUGCUAUUACAGCCAUCGAAGGGUGUGGACUGGAGGAGAUGGUGUCAGGCAUCCUAAGACACUAUUCGGAGGCUGAUGUUUUACCGCCAGUCCUGCUGUAUGUGGACAGCAACUGUUGCGGGAAGUCCGCACUGAUGGAAAUUUUCAGGAGUGCUUGGCCUCACUUUGUUGUGGGAUUGGAUGUGUGGCACUUCAUGCAGCGUCUUGCUGUAGGGGUCACAACGGACACCCACAGACUGUACGCUACAUUCAUGGGUCAGCUUUCAGCCGCCAUCUUCCAGUGGGACAGGACCGACCUGAAUCUCCUUAAGUCAGCAAAACGGGAAGAACUUAUUCAUUCCAACAUCCAAAACCCCUCUGACUCGGAUAUCCAAGCCCGUCUAGACCGGAAGGAGUUGUCCCUGCACUGUUGUCGAAUGACUCGAAGCACAGAGGUCAUCAGGGAGAGGAUCCAGGCUGUCUUGGAGUUGUUCGAUGGUGACUCUGGAAGGGAUACCAUGGGCGUACCACUGCUUCAUCAUGAGCGUAUCUGGGAGCUCUGGAAACAGCAGCAGAAGCAUGUUGAGUGCCUUCAGGACCCUAAAGGUGUACAGCUAUACACUCAGACAGGCACACUGAAGAAGGGGGGUGUGGUGUUGCCUGUGUAUCGCUGUGCGCGAGGAUCUACCUCCUUAGAGUCUUUCCAUCUGCAAUUACAGCGAUUCAUUCCUGGAACCAGUGCUAGCGCCAGCAACUUCCAGACUUACCUGCUGGAGGGCCUGAUGCACUGGAACGAAGACAGACAGAUUGCUGCAACCAGCACUGAGAAGGAAACUGUAUUGUAUGACGCACGGUUGAAGACCCCCACUAACAGACUGAGUCAGAAGCUCUUCAACAAGAAUAUUUUCCCUACAUUCCAGCCUCCAAACAAAUACACUGGAGAGCUGAUAGGUAUUGAAUACCUAUACAGCCAAACUGGUAAGUCUCUAGGUGCUCAAGACCCUGUUGUUGAGACCGAGCCUGAUGCCAGCCUCUUAGAUGAGGGCUUUGAGGACCCCGCGGCGAUGGAUGAUGAUGAUCCAACCAUCCAGAUAGAGGACUCGUUCCUGUCUGCUUUGAGUCGUGAGAGGGCUAGGCAUAUCAUGCAGCAGAACAGGCCGUCUCAAUCAGAGUUGUCUGGGAAUGCUAUGGAUGCAGAGCAGACGAAGAAAGUUGUGCAAAGAAAAAGUCCAGCUUAGCACAAAAUCCCACCUACAGCAACUGGUGUCUGUAUUGGAACAGCAACAGCAGCUACUGUUACAAUAACUGCAGCUACUAUCACAUCGUCAUCUGCUGCAGCUACAGUAACAUCAUCUUCAGUAGCAGCUACAGCUACAUCAGUUAUGGCUACCAGUUCUGAACUAGUUGAGGAUCAAGCUGUGGACUCGGUUGGACCAGACAGGGUUCCAGGUUAUGGUCAUGUGAUGGCGUUGCAGAGUAUUUGUUUAACUUGAAAGACAAGGAAACUAAGGCCAUUACCAAUGCCGAAGCUGACCACAUCGUGAAGCUGUGGUCUAAGAUGUGGACCGACAUCAGACCCAGCUGAUCAAAGGACGCUUCAAGGCCCCGAAUACAUCCCGAAUACAGUUGAUUCCUGGUGUCCAGAGUGUCAAAAGGCAAGAAAACUACACAACAUCACAUGACAUUACUUCAUGUUCCAUUUGUCAAUGUUUAAGCUAACAACUUCAUCAGGAUAGAAUAGCAAAUAAGCAGCCAUAUACACAUAUAACACCAAUUAAAACUGUUUUAUAUUUAUUAUUGGUGCGACGUUAUUAGUCAUAUUACAUAAACAAUGAUCUUUAACGAUUACAGAUGUGCAUUGGCCCCACACCUUGGUCCAUUCACGUGGCCUGACUGAAACAGGUAUCAGGAAGCCCUGCUGGUCAAGUUAUGCGCUGCUUUCACAGGUUCCACCACCAAAGAUGGCGUUCCCCAGGCACGGUGGCGGACUGUACUGGAAAAGUACAAUUUAAUUCGGAAGAUGGUCUUCAACAGUCAGCGUGUGAUUCAAGACACACGCAUUCAGCUGGCAGAUAUAAACCAGGGUACCUUGACAGCUUGGGACUCGCCCUUCAGAUGGUUCCACUGGUAGCACCUGAGUCUCCGCCAGCGCCCAUGAAAAGGCCAGUUGCCUUGGAGAUGGGAACAACUGACCCACACAAGUUCCCCAUCCAGAGCAGCACUAAAGGCGAGCUAACCAGAGUGCGAAGAAGAAUUCUUCCACCAGAAGUGUGCAAGCCAGAAGUGCCAGUGCCAAUUGCACCAGCACCAACUGUGCAAUUUGUGACUGCUCCCGCCCCUGACCUGGCACCGACAUCGUCAAUUUCAGCCCCAGCUGAACCUCACCUGCCGUACUCAACCAAGCACUACAGGAAAAAGAAGCUGGAGGCUGAGCAUGCAGGGGAGUUCCGGAGACAGUACAACAAGAAGCUGUCAUACCGCAGCUGCAAUAAAUGUUUCGAGGACAGGAACACAGGAGGACAUAAACAGUAUUACUGACAUCGGUGGUGUCCCUUUAAGUCCUCGGAAACUUAUGAGGAGUUGAUAAAUGCCCUUAUGGUGAAGGGCUAUGGAAAAAAGAAAACUGAAUAAAUUAAAACAUGAACAGUUAGACAAACAUCACAUUUUUCAAUAUCUGGACUAAAUAACGUUCUCACACAGUGCUUUUUGACUAUUUACAACAAAAGGGUUAACAUCAACUAAAGUAACAAUGAAAAAACAUUCUGAAUGCUGCCUAGCUUUUAUUAUGCCUCCCUUCGAAGAAGAGGGGGUAUAUUGCUUUGCUCAUGUCGGUCAGUCGGUCGGUCGGUCGGUCCGUCCGUCCACCAGGUGGUUGUCAGACGAUAACUCAAGAACGCUUGGGCCUAGGAUCAUGAAACUUCAUAGGUACAUUGAUCAUGACUUGCAGAUGACCCCUAUUGAUUUUGAGGUCACUAGGUCAAAGGUCAAGGUCACGGUGACCUGAAAUAGUAAAAUGGUUUCUGGAUGAUAACUCAAGAACGCAUACGCCUAGGAUCAUGAAACUUCAUGGGUAGAUUGAUCAUGACUCGCAGAUGACCCCUAUUGAUUUUGAGGUCACUAGGUCAAAGGUCAAGGUCACGGUGACCCGAAAUAGUAAAAUGGUUUCCGGAUGAUAACUCAAGAACGCAUACGCCUAGGAUCAUGAAACUUCAUGGGUAGAUUGAUCAUGACUGGCAGAUGACCCCUAUUGAUUUUCAGGUCACUAGGUCAAAGGUCAAAGGUCACAGUGACCAGAAAUAGUAAAAUGAUUUUUGGAUGAUAAUUCAAGAACGCAUAUGACUAGGAUCAUGAAACUUUAUAGGUAGAUUGAUCAUGACUCGCAGAUGACCCCUAUUGAUUUUCAGAUCACUAGGUCAAAGGUCACGGUGACCAGAAAUAGUAAAAUGAUUUUCGGAUGAUAACUCAAGAACGCUUUUGCCUAGGAUCAUGACACUUCAUAGGUACAUUGAUCAUGGCUGGCAGAUGACCCCUAUUGAUUUUGAGGUCACUAGGUCAAAGGUCAAGGUCACAGUGUCAAAAGUCGUAUUCACACAAUGGCUGCCAGUACAACGACAGCCCAUAUGGAGGGCAUGCAUGUUUUACAAACAGCCCUUGUUAAGUAUUACUCACUGAUUUAUGCAUUUGUGUUUUGCUUAUAUAAAAGCUAGAAGAGCCCAACCUUUAUGGUACAUGUCACAAAUGAAGUGACAACUGCCUUGAAAAGCAGAGGGAAAAUGAUUUGUGUUUAUUAAGCUUAAAAACAUGCAUUUAGACUUUCUUGUAUCAAUACCUUUGUAAUUAUGCCCCCCUUCGAAGAAGAGGGGGUAUAUUGCUUUGCACAUGUCCGUCGGUCUGUCGGUCCGUCCACCAGGUGGUUUCUGGAUGAUAACUCAAAAACGCUUGGGCCUAGGAUCAUGAAACUUCAUAGGUACUUUGAUCAUGACUCGCAGAUGACCCCUAUUGAUUUUGAGGUCACUAGGUCAAAGGUCAAGGUCACGGUGACCCGAAAUAGUAAAAUGGUUUCCGGAUGAUAACUCAAGAACACUUAGGCCUAGGAUCAUGAAACUUGAUAGGUAGAUUGAUCAUGACUUGCAGAUGACCCCUAUUGAUUUUCAGGUCAGUAGGUCAAAGGUCAAGGUCACAGUGACCCAAAAUAGUAAAAUGGUUUCCGGAUGAUAACUCAAGAACGCUUAGGCCUAGGAUCAUGAAACUUGAUAGGUAGAUUGAUCAUGACUCGCAGAUGACCCCUAUUGAUUUUCAGGUCACUAGGUCAAAGGUCAAGGUCACAGUGACCAGAAAUAGUAAAAUGGUUUCCGGAUGAUAACUCAAGAACGCUUGCGCCUAGGAUCAUGAAACUUGGUAGGUAGAUUGAUAAUGGCUGGCAGAUGACCCCUAUUGAUUUUGAGGUCACUAGGUCAAAGGUCAAGGUCAUGGUGACCCAAAAUAGUAAAAUGGUUUCCGGAUGAUAACUCAAGAACGCUUAUGCCUAGGAUCAUGAAACUUCAAAGGUACAUUGAUCAUGACUCGCAGAUGACCCCUAUUGAUUUUCAGGUCACUAGGUCAAAGGUCAAGGUCACAGUGACCAGAAAUAGUAAAAUGGUUUCCGGAUGAUAACUCAAGAACGCUUGCGCCUAGGAUCAUGAAACUUUGUAGGUAGAUUGAUCAUGACUCGCAGAUUAUCCCUAUUGAUUUUCAGGUCACUAGGUGAAAGAUCAAGGUCACGGUGACCCGAAAUAGUAAAAUGGUUUCCAGAUGACAACUCAAGAACGCUUAUGGCUAGGAUCAUGAAACUUCAUAGGUACAUUGAUCAUGACUGGCAGAUGACCCCUAUUGAUUUUCAGGUCACCAGGUCAAAGGUCAAGGUCACAGUGACAAAAAACAUAUUCACACAAUGGCUGUCACUACAACGGAGAGCCCAUAUCGGGGGCAUGCAUGUUUUACAGACAGCCCUUGUUAUUUAAUAAAGUUGACAUAUACUUGUAAUUAAUAUUGCUGUUAAUGGGAACA
This is a messenger RNA of Dreissena polymorpha, 6249 nucleotides long. RefSeq lists its product as uncharacterized. Lineage: Eukaryota; Metazoa; Mollusca; Bivalvia; Myida; Dreissenidae. The coding region runs from base 561 to 2441 and encodes 626 amino acids. The record is from RefSeq and is a predicted model, not a curated record. The transcript has 10 exons.